AAUUGUUAAAUGAAUUAAAAGUAUUAAAGUUGGGAUGAACCAAAAGCACAGGUGCAGCUGAGGUGGAGACGACUCUAGCAUAUAUAAGUCUGAUGGGUCACAGUACAGAAGGACAGUGAAGACUGAGGAACAUCCGAAGACAACAAAACAUCCAAUAACAAAACAUCUGAUAUCAGAGAUGAAGAGCGUUCUCUCAGUGAAGAUGUUGGCGGCGUUGGCUCUGGUUCUGCUGGUGUCCAGUGCGACUGAGGGACGGAUUCUCAGGAAAUGUGAGCUGAAGAAGCAGCUCGAGGAGGCUCAGAUUCAGGUGAUUAGAGCCAUGGGAGACAAAAUGACCGUGGAUGAUCUCAUCGCUAGACUUGUCUGCAAGGCCAAUGCCUCGGGCUUCAACACCAGCUUUGUCAAAGCCAUCGCCGCCAAGCCUAAAGAGAACGAGAUCCACUCUUUUGGGCAUCAAAAGCGGCGGCCCGUCUGGCAGCUGUACGGUGUGUUUCAGCUCAGUGAUCAGCAGGCCUGUGAUUCUGGCAUGAUGCCAUCGCUCAAUGUCUGCAAAAUGAGCUGCUCUGCUUUGAUUGACGAUGACGUCACAGAUGACAUCGCCUGCCUGAAGGCCGUGAUUGGCAGCAUUAAACCUAAACCCAAAAACGCCUCUGAUAUCACUCUUCCACUUGUAACGUUGAACACUAUUUUGGUGAAGGAGUGUCGCUUUGUGGUUCCCUCUCGUUAUUUCGCUGAGUGUCUGACAGCAACAACACCAAUUGCUGAUUGA
Molecule: messenger RNA, 769 nt
Organism: Rhinichthys klamathensis goyatoka
Lineage: Eukaryota; Metazoa; Chordata; Actinopteri; Cypriniformes; Leuciscidae
Product: lysozyme C-like
Exons: 6
Coding region: 179-769 (196 amino acids)
Source: RefSeq, a predicted model, not a curated record